CUGGACACAUCAAUAAUACAAACAGUCCUGGUGUAGAGACUAUCUAAAAGGAUGCAGGAGAGGAGUUACUUCUUGCUGAUAGGAGUUGUGGCACUAUUGCUAACAACAGGGCCCACUCUAUCAUCCCCUUUGGAUAAUUCAAAGAAGGAACAAAGUGUUUUUGUUGAUAAAGAUGAGGGCAACCCUACUACUGACUCAAUUAUAACAGAAAACCAUACAGAUGCUCCAGAAGUUACCAGGAGUUCCCCUACCCCUGUUCCCCCCUAUGUAGAAUCCCUUUACGAGUGUUGGCAGAAAGAGGACAGCACUCAAAAGAGGGAAUGCCUCAGAUCCAUGGAUGAGGUCCUUGACUUUGAAGAGAUCAUAAAUUCAAAUACAGUCAAUUUUUUGAUAGGAAAAGGUAUCCUUGAUGAUGACAGAAAUCUUAGCAAUGUCACCAGCAGACCACAGUACCACUCAAUAAAAUUCAACUUGUCCAGCAUCCAGUACAGGGACAGCAAUGAUUCCACUCUUCAAUACGCCGAGCUGAGAAUAUACAAGGAUCGAGUCGUGUCUGAUCACUUGCACUCUCUUAACUCGAGCAUCUGCCCUAUUGAGAACUCUGGAGUUACUCUCUCUCUCUUGACAAGUUUGAUGUCUGAUGGUAAAGAUCAUAUCAUAGAAAGAGUCCCAAUAUCGUAUGAAUCACUCCUCAAUGAAGGCUGGAUAAAGUUUCACACCAAUUUGAAACCGGUGCUGUCAGAAUGGCUGCAAAAAUCUCAGGAGGUCGAGCGAAUUUUUAAAUUAGUACUUCAGGGAGGCUGUGCCAGCAUCAAACUAGAAGAGAUAGGUUUCAGUUUGCAACAGGAUCCACUUCUUGUUACUUUUGUGAGGAACAAAAGCAACAAGAUGGAGGAGGAAGUGAUGGAACAGAUGACAAAAACAACCAUCAGCAUGUCAAGGAGAAAGAGAGAGACUUACUCAAAGCCCAAAGACUUUGGGAUAUGCAAACUCCACACUUAUCACGUUAACUUCACAUCACUCGGUUGGAAUGAUUUCGUCUUGGAACCAAGGUCCUAUAAGGCUAAUUUCUGUGCUGGGUCCUGUGUGCACCCAAUAUCCAAGCAUAUGAAUGGGACACUACACUCAGAGCUUAUUGCCUUCUCGCAUGCACUUGAUCCACAGAAGGUCCCCAAUCCCUGCUGUGUUCCUACAAAGCUCUUGUCAGAGAUGAUGUUAGUCCGACUUGACCAGCAAUCAAUACAGCUUAAAAUAUACCCAGAUAUGACUGUAGCCGAGUGCGGCUGUCGAUGAACGAUAUGAAACUAACAAAUCAUUUUAUGUUUUUUAACUUUUGCAAUAAAUAUACUAUCCUUUUAAUAUAAUAGUUAUCAUUGUUAUUGUUACUCUGAAAAUAUAAUUUCACAAUAAUUAUUAUCGUUAUUUUGACUUUUCAAACUUAUUUGUCUUUAAUACGCUUCCGCAUUAUUAUCCAGUAUUUCUUACACAAACAUUGUAACCUUCAACAAAAAAUCUUUUGUUACCAUUGUUGUGCUUGUAAUAAAUAAAA
This is a messenger RNA of Amphimedon queenslandica, 1549 nucleotides long. Its product is annotated as bone morphogenetic protein 2-like. Bases 52 to 1293 code for a protein of 413 amino acids. NCBI's taxonomy places the organism in Eukaryota, Metazoa, Porifera, Demospongiae, Haplosclerida, Niphatidae. The record is from RefSeq and is a predicted model, not a curated record. The transcript is spliced from 3 exons. Gene Ontology annotation, molecular function: growth factor activity; cytokine activity. Gene Ontology annotation, cellular component: extracellular region.